This is a messenger RNA of Lactuca saligna, 1347 nucleotides long. The record is from the annotation of a GenBank genome assembly. Lineage: Eukaryota; Viridiplantae; Streptophyta; Magnoliopsida; Asterales; Asteraceae.
AUGGGUUUUAACCUCCAUGGACGAACUGCAAGGAAGCCUCCCCAAACAGUUUCUGUUGAUACUAAACCUCCAUCUGGAAGUGAUCUAGAAGACUCUGCCAAUGCUUUGCUCCUAAGGAAGCGAAAGAGAAGAGAGCCAAGGUCGGGAGUGCUUAUCACAGACCCUGUUCAAAAUAGAUCUACACCGAUUAAGCCUAGUCCUAGCCCUAUUAUUGAAGAAGAAGUCAUACCUUCCGAAGGAGCUCAAGCUUCAGGAAACUCUUUUGAAACACCUGAGCUGGUCCUCUCUAAAGGCAAAAGCAAGCUACCUGACUCUGAAUUGCUUGAUGUGGUUCUGCUUCAAAACAUAGUCUUUAAUCUUGAACAAAGGUCUGCCGAAAAGGAUUUGAUUAUUGGAAAGUGGGACAUUCGAAUUGGUGAGCUUGAAAAAGAGAACUCAAUUAAAGAUGCAAAGAUUUCAAAACUUCAAGAAAAUCAUGGUGGUCUUGCAGCUUUAUUCUUUGACCUGAAACAUCGCUUACAUCAAAAGUUUGGUGGCGAAUUUCAACCUUUAAGUGCUGAAGGAGAAAAGAUUUAUGCUUCUAGUUCAAGUGCUACCGAUCCAACUUCUCAGCCUACAAGUGAAAGAGUUGUAAGACCUGCUCCAGAUGCUAAUCUUGAUUCAUUCGUAUCUUCUGGUCCUACUUCUGCUCAAGAAAGAAGAGAGAAGAAAAUCAGGGUCGAGCAGCUAAAAGGGAAGAUGUUAAUGAUGAAGCAUUUAGACCAAAAUGCUCCAUGUAAUCACCCUAAUAUAUUUUUCAAGGAAACUAGAAAGAAAUUGACAGAUAAAUAUGGGGAUCGCUCUGGCAUUAUGAUGUGGGGAUAUGAUGCUGAAAAGAAAAUAUGCGUUCUGAAGAGAAAAAACGGACGAAUUGAAUAUUAUGAGAAGAAAGCUGACUUCUUGUCUUGGACAAAAUUUGAUCUUCCUGAACUCAUCCACACACCUUUUCACAAUCCAACCAAUGAUCCCAUGGCCUGGUAUUUUAAGAAUUUUCUUGGGAUUAAAGCUAAAAAUAAUUUUGAAGGCUUGAAUAUUGAUUCAUCGUUUACUAAAAAUGCCAAGGAUGCUACUGCGUCAGUGGUGAUCAAGCUGAAGAGAAACCCGUAUCACAUUGUUGAUCCCAAUGACUUGUUGAAGUUUGGUGAACGUGAUAUCCACACAUUGUCAAAUUUUCAAAUAAUUAUUGAGAAUGAAUUGUUUGAAGCUGCCGCGAAAGGUUUCACCGAUAUGGUAGCUACAAUAAUUGACAAGAAGCUGUGGGCAGGAGCUUUUGACCAAGCUGAUGUGUAUCUCGUAGAGAAAUCUUGA